Electrophorus electricus (electric eel) is the source of this 5034-nucleotide messenger RNA. RefSeq names its product poly(A) specific ribonuclease subunit PAN2 (gene pan2). Gene Ontology annotation, molecular function: protein binding; nucleic acid binding; poly(A)-specific ribonuclease activity. Gene Ontology annotation, cellular component: P-body; PAN complex. Gene Ontology annotation, biological process: mRNA processing; nuclear-transcribed mRNA poly(A) tail shortening. The record is from RefSeq and is a predicted model, not a curated record. NCBI's taxonomy places the organism in Eukaryota, Metazoa, Chordata, Actinopteri, Gymnotiformes, Gymnotidae.
AUACAUGGGGAAAAGGGGAAAGGUUUAUCGGCGUGUGUUAGUGCGUUUUCUAUGUUCCUAUACUUGCAUACUGAACAUGUGCAUUUCUCAGUCAGUGUCAUAAAGUGAAAUAUAAGGGCUGUGCAAAAAGAUUGAAGCCAUAAGGGCUGUGCAAAAAUAUUAAACCAUGAGGGCUGUGCAAAAAUAUUAAAGCCGUAAGGGCUGUGCAAAAAUAUUAAACAAUGAGGGCUGUGCAAAUACGACUAAAGCCACAGCAGUGUGCGAGGUCCCGGAAGUAGAACACGGGCGUUGUGUUUAUUUUGAAUGAAAGAGACGCGUUUAGGAUCUGGCUAAGAUAAUCGAUUGUAUCCUGAAAGGAUGACUGUUGCUUCUCCUGUGAGACCUUUCUCAUAAUGAACUUCGAAGGUCUGGACCCAGGCUUGGGCGAAUACUCGCCCGGCCUGCAUGGUAGUUUGGAGCCCGGCCUGGAGUCCAGUCUUGACUCGCGGCUCGACCCAGCACUGCUUCAGGGAGUGGAUCUGAACCCCGACGCUAUGGCCGUACCUGUGUCCGAGUCGGUGCACCUCCUGGAGGGCAUGUACUCAGAGCUGCACAGCGUGGCAGCGGAGGUCGGCAUCCCCGUCACGUCGGCGCACUUCGACCUGCAGGAAGAGCUUCUGUGGAUGGGGAACCACCGGGGGCAUGCAAGCUCCUUCUUUGGUCCUACGAUGGGCCGCUAUUCAUCGUUCCAGGUGCACCUGACGGAUGAUAUUCGCCACAUGCAGAGCAUGGACACGGGCAUCGUGUUUCUGACCAAGAGUAACCUCAAGUGCCUCACACGUGGUGGCCUCGUCAUGUUCGACUAUCCAAUGGAAGAGGGUGCUGAUAUGCACAGCUUGCUGCUCACAGACAAUAACACCCUUCUCCUGGGUGGCUUACAGAACUACGUGGCUGAGGUGGAUCUGAACACUGUGCAGGAGACACAAAAAUUCACGGUGGAGGUCCCGGGUGUGGCUAUCAUGAGACAGUCCAGCCGUUUUUUCUUUUGCGGUCACACGUCUGGCAAAGUGUCUUUGAGAGAUCUGCGCACAUUUAAACUGGAGCAUGAGUUUGACGCGUUCUCCGGCAGCCUGUCGGAUUUCGACGUCCAUGGGAACCUGCUGGCGGCCUGUGGCUUCUCCAGCCGCGGCCUCGGUGGCCUCUCCUGCGACCGCUUCCUCAUGGUGUACGACCUGCGCAUGAUGCGGGCGGUCACCCCACUGCAGGUGCACGUGGACCCCCUGUUUCUCCGGUUCAUCCCCACUUACACCUCUCGCCUAGCCAUCAUCUCCCAGACAGGUCAGUGUCAGUUCUGCGAGCCCACAGGCCUGGCCAGUCUGGCUGACGUCUUCCACGUGAACACGGUGGGCCAGUUGCUCAUGAGCUUCGAUGUGUCAUCCAGCAAGCAGGCCCUGGCUUUUGGAGACUCGGGUGGCUGUGUGCACCUGUGGUCCAGUGCCCCAGAGGUCUCCUUCAAUGACUACUCGCGGGAGACAGAGCUGGUUCUCCCCUGCCUAGUGGACUCUUUGCCUGAGCUGGACUGGAACCAUGAACUGGUGCCCCUGUCUCUGGUGCCCCUGCCCCUCACCAGCACCGAGCCCUUGCUGUCGGACUGGCCCAGCAACCUCGCCACCCCCAGUCCCAGACGAGCGCCUCCAGUGGACCCAGAGAUCCUGAGGAUGAUGAAGACAGUUGGGUUUAUUGGAUAUGCCCCGAACCCUCGCACACGCCCCAGAAAUCAGGUCCCCUACAAAAUAAAGGAGGUAGAGCUUGAGUAUGACAGCUAUAACCAAGUUCCCGAGUCUCCCAUUGGCCGAGAUGAGGAGCCUCAUCUUUACAUGGUGCCAAAGAAGUACAGAAAGGUCACCAUCAAGUACUCCAAACUUGGUCUGGAGGACUUUGACUUCAAGCAUUACAACAGAACGCUGUUUGCUGGACUGGAGCCCCAUAUACCCAACGCUUACUGUAACUGCAUGAUCCAGGUGUUGUACUUCCUGGAGCCUAUCAGGUGCCUGGUGCAGAAUCACCUGUGUCAGAAGGAGUUCUGCUUGGCCUGUGAGCUUGGCUUCCUCUUCCACAUGCUGGACCUGAGUCGAGGAGACCCUUGCCAGGCCAGUAAUUUCCUACGGGCCUUCCGGACCAUCCCGGAAGCGUCGGCGCUGGGCCUGAUCCUAGCCGACUCAGACGAGCAGACGGGCAAAGCAAGACUGGGCCGUCUUAUCCAGAGCUGGAACCGCUUCAUCCUCACACAGCUGCACCAGGAGACACAGGAGCAGGAAGGGCCCCAGGCGUACAGGGGCACCAGCAGCAGUGCGCUUGGCUCAACUGGGGAGUCUGUGAUUGGCAGGCUGUUCGGCUGUGAGGUGGAGAACAGCAGUCUGUGUCGCUGUGGGAAGGAGACAGUCCGCUCCUCACUCACGCUCCUCUUCACCAUGCACUACCCCGAGCACGGCUCCCUCGAAAAAGUGGUCCAGGAAUAUGACUUUACUGAGAUUUUGAAGAAAAGCAUCUGUCUGGAACAGAGCACACAAGCCUGGUGUGAAAACUGUGAGAAAUAUCAGCCCACAGUGCAGACGCGGAACAUCCGCUGCUUGCCUGAUGUACUGGUGAUAAACUGUGAGGUGAACAGUUUUAAAGAGGCAGAGUUCUGGAAGGCCCAAGCAGAGUACGCAUUUAACAAAGCUCUAAAGAAAGAGGCAACCGAACCGCCAAAGCCCAAGGAACCUCUGCCUACCGAGUGGUGUAUAGAGGAUGAGCUUGGCGGCGUGGAGGGCCUGACCUUUGACACGUGCGCUGAGGACAUGAGGCACGUGUGGAUCCCGCUCUGCAUCAGAAUGCGUAUCAGUAAGACCCACGGUUUGGAGGUGUGCAGCCGGCCCGAGGCUGAAGAGUUAAGCUCAGAGGAGGAGGCAGGGGCCGCUGUUGUCUAUGACCUGGUGGUCACUGUGCCCCACAUCCUAGAUGCCCGCACGGGGGGAAACCUAGUGGCCCAUAUCAAAGUGGGCGAGACCUACCACCAGAGAAAAGAGGGAGUAACUCAUCAGCAGUGGUAUCUCUUUAAUGACUUCUUGAUUGAGCCCAUUGACAAGACUGAAGCAGCUCAGUUUGAUGUGAGCUGGAAGGUGCCCGCUAUCAUUUACUAUGCCAAGAGGAACUACCACUCCAAAUAUGACUUGCGCAUUAAAAACCCCAUUGAAGCAAGUGUACUGCUGACAGAAGCCUCGCUCGCUCGUAAGCAGAGGAAGAGUCAUGCCACCUUCAUCCCCCUGAUGGUCAGCGAGAUGCCCCAGCCGGGAGACCUCGUGGGCCUGGAUGCAGAGUUUGUCACACUCAAUCAGGAAGAGGCGGAGCUUCGGAGUGAUGGCACCAAGUCAACCAUUAAGCCCAGUCAGAUGUCUGUGGCCCGUAUCACCUGUGUGAGGGGACAGGGCACUAAUGAGGGAGUUCCUUUCAUUGAUGACUACAUUUCAACACAGGAGCAGGUGGUUGACUACUUGACCCAAUACUCAGGCAUCAAACCUGGUGACCUGGAUGCCAAGAUUUCCUCUAAACACUUAACGACUCUGAAGUCUACUUAUCUCAAGCUCCGCUUCCUGAUCGACACAGGAGUACGUUUCGUUGGACACGGGUUACAGAAGGACUUCCGGGUCAUAAACUUGUUGGUUCUGAAGGACCAGGUGAUAGAUACUGUCUACCUCUUCCACAUGCCCCGGAAAAGGAUGAUCUCACUGCGUUUUCUUGCCUGGUACUUCCUCGAUCUAAACAUUCAGAGUGAGACCCAUGACAGUAUAGAAGAUGCCAGAACUGCCCUGCAGCUGUACAGGAAGUAUUUGGAGCUGAGCCGAGCAGGACAGGAUGAGUUCCGGAAGGUUCUGAAGGGGUUGUACGAGAAAGGACGUAAGCUGGACUGGAAGGUGCCAGAGUCAGACUCCACAGAUGGUCAGGGUAGCCCGAAAGGUGCCGCUGCAUUCUCCUCUGUGCUGGGCUUAUGAUCAGACUGCACAUUGCUUGGCGACUGUGACAUUCCUACUGCAGGGACUGCGUUCUUCACUUGUCCACCUGGGACUCCUCAGCAUCGCUCACAUCCUGCCUACGCUUCAGCAGUGUGCCUCUUGUGUAGCUCUUGCAAAUGCUUAAAAAACCGAGACAUCGGCACAACAAAAAGCUAUGUGUUCUGGCGAGGGCUUGACCGUGUGUGUGUGUGUGCGUAGUGUGUGUGCGUGCGUGUGUGCGUGCGUGUGUGCGUGCGUGCGUGCGUGCGUGUGUGCGUGCGUGUGUGCGUGCGUGUGUGCGUGCGUGUGUGUGUACUUUGAAAGCAGUAUGACAGAGAAGGAAGACAUGAUGCUGUUUUACAAGGAGGAAAAACAGAACUGAAACUUAACCAAAAUUUACAGACAGUACAGUAUUUUUCACACCACAUUAUAGGACUUAUACUCACUCAAAUGGCCAACACUGCACAUACUUACAUCUGUUCUUGUUAAUUCACUACCGUAUGGUAUUGGUGGACUGCUGCAGUCAUUUCAUGUUGGGGAAACUGGUGUCCUUUUUCACGAAUAAGCAUUUAAAUACAGAGACAUAAAUGUGUUCUCAAUCAACACUGCAUUUUGAUAGUUAGAGAUACCUAUGCAUCUUUUUAUAAUAGAAGUUUUAAGAUUAUGUAUAUGGAUACAUUUUUGGAAAUCACAUCAAUUUCCCCAAAAUGUGUCCAUAUGCAUGAUCCAAGUUUUUUGAUGUUUUAAACAGAUUUGUUUUGACUGGGCAGCAUCCAAACUACACCAUGAGGUCAGAAAGCUUAUCAUGAGCAAACUGAGCUUGCAGAUACUGGCACAAUUCUGCACUAGUGUUUCCUAAACUGAUAUUCCUGUGGUGGCAAACAUUGCACUUACUGAAUUCUGUGGCUCAAGAGAUCAGUUAGGAAAUGAAAUAGUAUUUGUGUUUGUUUGUUUUUGUAACCAAGUAAUGUACACUUUGAUAAGGCAGCUGAAUAAAAUGAUUGAUUAUUUGGGUUAUUGUACA